GUUUUUGUUUUUAUUUAGGGUAGUUUCAAUGACCUUCACCUUUACUGAAAAACGAAGAGAAGAUGGCAUCUUCGGUACUUUUUCGCUGUCUAGGUCGAGGAGGAUCAGUGAUCUUCAAAGCACAAAUUUCACCAUCUCUUCUACGAGCAAGUGUUCCCUCAAAGACAAUAUGUCUAACACCAGCAGCAGCAUCGUCUAUCCCGGUUCCUGAGUACUUCAGAGCCCGCAGAGGACCUUAUACACCCGAGGAAAAGCAAGGAAAGCACAUGAUGUUUGCAUCCACCCACUGGAAGGUUGAGCGAGUGUUGGCCGUCAGUAUGAUAGCCAUCAUGCCCUCCGCAUUUUUCUUCCAGGGGCCUGUUAUGGACUUUGUCUUCACCACUUCAAUCUUUAUGCAUGCUUUCUGGGCGUUUGACCACGUGAUGUCAGAUUAUGUGCAGAAAUUCUUCCCCCCCGUCCACAAGAUUUGGUACCUUAUUUCAAUUGUGGCCUUCGCUGGACUCAUGAAUUUCAACUAUAAUGAUGUUGGCGUCACAACGGCCAUUGCCAUGCUGUGGAAAUUGUAAAUUUCACUAUGAAAAUUAAAUGAUACAUUUAAAAAAAACAGUGAAAAAUUUUGUUGAUUUUUUUUUAAUAAUGUAAGUUUUCCAUCAAAGAUUUGUCAUGUUUUUGCUAUAUUUUUGACAGGAAGAAAUUAAAAUAAUGUAUUGUUAAGACUUGUUGAAGUUUUAUUCUAAAAAUAAUUACAGUUACAUAAUGAAGAAGCAGCUUUUAUUUCCAUACACAUAAAUAUAUUUAUGUAUAGAAGACAAACUCUUAGGUAAUUUGUAGUAUUUUUUCUGUCCUUAAGUUCCUGUUUUUCAUUCAGACCAUCAAAAUAAAUCCCUGUUAAAAUGGUUAAAUAAUCAUGGCUUAAAAAUACUGGUUAUAAAAAUAUGUCUUUGUGAUCAUUCUUGUGCUUGUUAAUGUAGAAAGUUAACAAAAAGCUACCCCCUGUUCAAAAGAACAUUAUUGUAAUUACAUGGUUUUGUUGUUUAACAUUUAUAUUGUAAUGUGCUGGUGCAUUUAAUGUGCUUGAAUUAAUUGCCAUGAUAAGCUUUUCUGAUGUAAUAAAACUGCAAUGUGAGUCUUUUUUCUGCCUGGUUACAUAUUAAUUUCAAUAUGUGUCUUGUAUUCUAAAUAUAAGAACUUGUACCUUGUUACUGAAAUAAUGCUAACUUGCUGAACAGUUACUCACUUAUUUUGAGUAAAGCUGCUAUGACAAAUGUUUUAAUAUCCAGACCCAUAACAAAUGCUGUAAAGAUUUUCCCUUUGGUAAUAGUGCUAUAAAUAUUUUUUUUUAUUUUCUGAUUGUGUAGCUUAUUUUUGUCUGCAGUCUUUAUCUGAUUCAGUUGUAUUUAAAUAAAUAUUUCAUAAAUAUA
Molecule: messenger RNA, 1421 nt
Organism: Mya arenaria
Lineage: Eukaryota; Metazoa; Mollusca; Bivalvia; Myida; Myidae
Product: putative succinate dehydrogenase [ubiquinone] cytochrome b small subunit, mitochondrial
Exons: 4
Coding region: 63-566 (167 amino acids)
Biological process (GO): tricarboxylic acid cycle; mitochondrial electron transport, succinate to ubiquinone
Cellular component (GO): membrane; mitochondrial envelope
Molecular function (GO): heme binding; ubiquinone binding
Source: RefSeq, a predicted model, not a curated record